Molecule: messenger RNA, 3966 nt
Organism: Thermothelomyces thermophilus ATCC 42464
Lineage: Eukaryota; Fungi; Ascomycota; Sordariomycetes; Sordariales; Chaetomiaceae
Exons: 5
Coding region: 104-3952 (1282 amino acids)
Biological process (GO): intracellular signal transduction
Molecular function (GO): guanyl-nucleotide exchange factor activity
Source: RefSeq, a predicted model, not a curated record
GGCCCAUUUUCUAUACCUGGAGCACGAUUGCGGGCGAGUGCAGGCUGAAAGGCAGUUGGCGAGCCGCUGGCUCUUGGAAUCAACGACAGCAGCAGCAGCAGCCAUGGCCGACUACCAGCGCGACCGGAUGCCGCCGCCGAGGCAGCCGCCCCAGCAACAACGAGUCCAGCCGUACGGAAGCGAUUACCAGCGCGAUGCCGCUUUUUCCAACAUCUUUGGCGCCGCUCCUCCUCCCGGCCGCUCGCAGACCAUGACCUCGUCCGUGGCGCCGCCUCAGUUCAACCAGGAUGGGCGUACCAAUACAAUGUCGUCGACCGUAUCGGACAUGCAUCGAUCGCCACCCCCGCGGCCGGUGCCGGGCGGUGACCAUCAGUUCCUCCCUCCUCGCCCGCGCCCCGACGGCAGCGGCCAGGGUUACGGUUAUUAUCAAGGCCAGCAGCGCUCGGCAUCGGGCGGCCAGCAAGUCCCCUCUCCCCAGUAUCUCCAGCAGCAACAGCAGGCGCGCCGCCCGUACCCCGGCGGCCCGGCCGUUCAGCAGCACGCGCCACCCCGAUUCGACCCUCGAAGAGGCCCGCCACCGCCCCAAGGCUACUACGACAACGGUGCUCAACCCACUCCGGCCCAGCGCUUCUACCAGGACGGAAGGCCCGCGCCCGCCAUGAACACAGAUCCAUACCGGUCCCAGUCUCUGGCUAACUACCCGAGACCUCAGAUGUACCAGCAAUCUCCGCCUCAACCGUACCUGCCCCAGCCGGCUCCGGCCAACGCCUUCCGAAAUGCCCAGUACAACCAGCACUCUGCCCGAACAACAGCGCAGGGCCGGAUUGUUCCCGAGAGACACAUGGAAGACCGGUCCAUGACCAUGACUGGAUAUCCUUCGCACGACCGAGAUGCGCACCAGACCAUGAGCGGACGCGUGAUUCCCAACCGGCGCCCGGUCGGCAUGGCGCCCUCACGUCCAGAUUUUUCGAGCAGCCAUGGAUCGUCAAACCCCGGAUUCCCUGCGGGAUACGGACCGCCCGGCUCUCAGACAAGGACUACCAGCAUGGGCUCGUCAGUCGGCAAGGACAGCAACAGGUCCAUGUCGAUGGCCUCUACAAUAGCGCCGCCCCCCUCGGUAGCACCCAGUGACAAGUCGGACGCGCAGACUCUUGUGCAACAACGCACGUCGAUGACCAAUUCGAUCAACGGUGAACGCCCGCCCACUGCCAAGAUCAGGCCGCCCAUCGUCUAUCCCGCCCUGCUUUCCCGCGUCGCCGAAUGCUUCCGCCAGAAGAUCGUCACGGGCGACCGCACCAAGAACGAGCUCACGUACAAGAAUGCCUUUAGCGGCGCCGAGGCCGUCGACGUUCUCUCGUACAUCAUCCGGACUACCGACAGGAACCUGGCGCUGCUCCUCGGUCGGGCUCUAGAUGCGCAGAAAUUUUUUCACGACGUCACGUACGAGCACCGGUUGCGCGACUCUACAUAUGAAAUGUACCAGUUCCGGGAAACCAUGACGGAUGAUCCCGAGGAGAAGCCUGCUGUCAAUGGCGUCUUUGUUUUGCUUACUGAGUGCUACUCCCCGACGUGCACAAGGGAUCAGCUCUGCUACUCCAUUGCCUGCCCGCGGCGACUAGAGCAGGUGUCGAGGUUGAACCUCAAGAUGGGUCCUGGUCUCAAGGGUGCGGGGAAUGCGACGAUGCAUGACGAUGAUAUGGACCAGACAGACGAGCAGAAGCUCUGGAUCAACAGCGUGCCCAAGGAGAUUGCCGACAGCAUAGGCGACCGGGAAAAGAAGAGGCAGGAGAUCAUCUCGGAGAUCUGCUACACGGAACGCGAUUUCGUCAAGGAUCUCGAAUACCUCAGGGACUUUUGGAUCUACCCACUGCGCGGCAAGAUCAACGGCCUCUCGCCAAUACCGCCACAGAGGAGGGAGAGGGUCGUCCGGACCAUAUUCACCAACAUUAUCGACGCCCCGAGCAUCCACGGCGUGAGCUCGAGAUUCGCGAGGGCCUUGACGGAGCGGCAACAGAAGACACCAGUGGUGAGGAAUGUGGGCGACAUCUUCCUGGAGUUCGUGCCGCAGUUUGAGCCCUUCAUCCUGUACGGUUCCAAGCAGCUCGAGGGUAAAUUCGAGUUUGAGAACGAACGAGCCAUCAAUAAGGAUUUCGCCCGAUUCGUGGAUGAAGUCGAGCGGCGGCGGGAGUCCCGGAAGCUCGAGCUCAACGGUUACCUGACCAAGCCGACGACCCGAUUGGCCAGGUACCCGUUGCUCCUCGAAAACGUGCUCAAAUAUACGGAGCCCGACAACCCGGACAAGGAGGACCUUCCGAAGGUCCUGACCAUGAUUAGGGACUUGCUAGGACGGGUCAACGAGGAAUCCGGCAAGGCCGAAAAUCGCUUCAACCUGCGCCGUCUCCACGAGCAGCUCAAGUUCCGCCCGAACGAGAGGGUGGACCUGAAGCUCACAGAGGAAGGCCGAGAACUGGUGUUCAAGAGCCAGUUCAAGAAGUCGCCAACGGAGAAUCCGGACAUUACCGCGUUCCUGUUUGAUCAUGCGGUGCUGCUUGUGCGCAUCAAGCAGGUGGGCAAGACAGAGGAGGUGAAGGCGUACCGAAGGCCUAUUCCGCUCGAGUUGCUCUCAAUCAAGGAGAUGGAAGAAGUGAUACCCCAGUCGGGCGUGAAGCGCUCCUCGUCGGGAAUCCUCCCUGCCUUGCGCAACACGGGGACGGAAGCAAAGAAGGGCGAGGGCUGGCCGAUCACGUUCCGGCACCUCGGUAAGAACGGCUACGAGCUGACGCUCUACGCAUCCAACCAGUCGGGCCGGCAGAAGUGGCUCGAGGUGAUCGACAAUGCCCAACAGAAGCUCAGGGCUCGUGCCGACUUCCUGAAUACGACGGUUAUCACAUCGGGCUUCUUCGCUGGCACGAAUAAGGUUAACUGCGUGGCACCAUUCGAUGGCGGUCGUAAACUCAUCUACGGAACCGACAACGGCAUCUACGUGUCGGACCGCAGGUCAAAGGAGAACUCGACGCCCAAGCGUGUCAUUGACGUGCCGAGCGUGACGCAGGUCGACGUUCUCGAGGAGUAUCAACUGCUGCUUGUGCUCUCGAACCGGUCGCUCUUGUCGUACCAGCUUAGCGCCCUGGAUCCCAACGAGCCGAUCUCGUCGAAGCGUGCCAAGAAGAUCCAGAGCCACUGCAACUUCUUCAAGACGGGCAUCUGCCUCGGCCGGCACUUGGUCUGCUGCGUCAAGAGCUCCGCGCUGUCGACGACCAUCAAGGUCUACGAGCCGAAUGAUGCCAUGUCCCGGACCAAGAAGCAAAAGGGUCUCAGCAAGAUGUUCAAUGCCGGGCAGGACGAGCUCAAGCCGUUCAAGGAGUUCUACAUCCCGACCGAAUCCAGCUCGGUGCACUUCCUCAAGUCCAAGCUCUGCGUCGCGUGCGCCCGCGGGUUCGAGGUGGUCUCUCUCGAGACGCUCGAGACGCAGUCCCUCCUUGACCAGGCGGACACGUCGCUCGACUUUGUCGCGCGCAAGGAGGGCGUCAAGCCGAUCCACAUCGAGCGGCUCAACGGCGAGUUCCUGCUCAACUACUCCGAGUUCUCCUUCUUUGUCAACCGGAACGGGUGGCGGGCGAGACCCGAGUGGCGGCUCGACUGGGAAGGCACGCCGCAGGCGUUCGCCCUGUCGUAUCCCUGGAUCCUGGCGUUCGAGCCCAACUUCAUCGAGCUCAGGCAUAUCGAGAACCUGGCGGUGCAUAUUGUGCCACACAGGAACAUUCGCAUGCUGCAUAGCAGCACGCAUGAGAUUCUGUUUGCAUAUGAAGAUGAGCGCGGUGAAGAUGUCGUCGAGGCCCUUGACUUCUGGAAGAGCCAGCGAAAGUCGGAGUUGUAUCAGGGCGGUGCCACCAACCCAAGUUCACCACCCGGUAGCUCGCAGGGUCCGUCGCGGCUGGGUACCGGGCAAUGAUUCUGAGCAUUGUG